AAUUCGAUUGUAAGGUUACGUAGUAGAAUUUAAGCGAGAGACAAGAUCAAAAACUCUAACAAAGUUACGAUGAGCUCGUAUGAUCGUAGAUUUGCUGAUCCGAAUUCGUAUCGCCAACGCUCUGGCGCCCCAGUUGGUUCGUCGCAGCCGAUGGAUCCUUCAGCUGCACCAUACAACCCACGGUACAGUGGUGGUGGUGGAGGAUAUGGACCGUCUCCUGUAAUGGCCGGUGAUAAUUCCGGCUAUAAUCGGUACCCAUCUUUCCAGCCACCUACUGGUGGUUUCUCUGUUGGUCGCGGUGGUGGAAGAGGUGGAUACGGUCAUUACGGGGAUAGAAACGGUGGAGGGAAUUGGGGAGGAGGAGGAGGACGUGGUGGAUCGAGUAAAAGAGAGUUAGAUAGUGUUUCUCUUCCGAAGCAGAAUUUUGGGAAUCUUGUACAUUUCGAGAAGAAUUUCUACGUGGAGAGUCCCUCUGUGCAGGCUAUGACAGAGCAGGAUGUUGCUAUGUACAGAACCGAGAGGGAUAUAUCUGUUGAAGGUCAUGAUGUUCCUAAGCCGGUUAAGUUGUUCCAAGAUGCUAAUUUUCCAGAUAAUAUUCUCGAAGCAAUUGCUAAAUUGGGAUUUACUGAGCCAACACCUAUACAAGCUCAAGGAUGGCCAAUGGCGUUGAAGGGUAGGGAUUUGAUUGGUAUUGCUGAGACUGGCUCUGGUAAGACAUUGGCUUACUUGUUACCAGCGUUGGUUCACGUUAGUGCGCAGCCUCGAUUAGGUCAAGAUGAUGGCCCCAUCGUGUUAAUUCUAGCGCCCACGAGAGAACUAGCUGUUCAGAUUCAAGAGGAGUCAAGGAAAUUUGGGUUGCGAUCUGGUGUUAGAAGUACUUGUAUCUAUGGUGGUGCUCCUAAAGGACCUCAGAUUCGCGAUCUUAGAAGAGGUGUUGAGAUUGUAAUUGCUACACCUGGUCGUUUGAUCGAUAUGUUGGAGUGUCAACACACUAAUUUGAAGAGAGUGACUUACCUUGUACUGGAUGAGGCUGACAGAAUGUUAGACAUGGGAUUUGAACCCCAAAUUAGAAAGAUUGUAUCUCAGAUCCGACCUGAUAGACAAACACUUCUUUGGAGUGCAACAUGGCCACGAGAGGUUGAGUCUCUUGCCAGGCAGUUUCUACGAGAUCCAUAUAAGGCCAUUAUUGGAUCAACAGAUCUAAAAGCUAACCAGUCUAUUAACCAAGUAAUCGAGAUUGUACCGACACCAGAGAAAUACAACAGGCUCCUUACACUGCUUAAACAGUUAAUGGAUGGGAGUAAAAUCCUAAUAUUUGUGGAGACAAAGAGAGGGUGUGAUCAAGUAACUAGACAAUUGAGAAUGGAUGGAUGGCCAGCUCUUGCCAUACAUGGUGACAAGACCCAAUCGGAAAGGGACCGAGUCUUGGCAGAAUUUAAGAGUGGACGAAGCCCGAUAAUGACUGCCACUGAUGUAGCAGCAAGGGGACUUGAUGUGAAGGACAUAAAAUGUGUGGUCAAUUAUGAUUUCCCAAAUACUUUGGAGGAUUACAUCCAUAGGAUUGGUCGAACCGGGCGUGCAGGAGCUAAAGGAAUGGCCUUUACAUUCUUCACACAUGACAAUGCUAAGUUUGCAAGAGAGCUUAUCAAGAUCCUUCAAGAAGCUGGUCAAGUUGUACCUCCUACUCUCUCCGCACUAGUCCGGUCAUCUGGUUCGGGUUAUGGAGGUUCUGGUGGUGGAAGAAACUUCCGGCCAAGAGGAGGAGGACGUGGUGGUGGGUUUGGAGAUAAACGGUCAAGAUCGACUUCAAACUUCGUACCUCACGGUGGAAAGAGGACUUGGUAGAGAGAAUAUCAUCAUUUUGUCCUUAGAAAAACUUUAAUUAUGAUGAUGAUACUUGAUGAUCAGCGUUUGGUUUCGAGUUGAAGUUCUCUGUCGUAGAGAACAAACUUUUACUAUUUAA
Molecule: messenger RNA, 1963 nt
Organism: Arabidopsis arenosa
Lineage: Eukaryota; Viridiplantae; Streptophyta; Magnoliopsida; Brassicales; Brassicaceae
Source: the annotation of a GenBank genome assembly